Molecule: messenger RNA, 1002 nt
Organism: Cynara cardunculus var. scolymus (artichoke)
Lineage: Eukaryota; Viridiplantae; Streptophyta; Magnoliopsida; Asterales; Asteraceae
Product: SEC14 cytosolic factor-like
Exons: 6
Coding region: 168-899 (243 amino acids)
Source: RefSeq, a predicted model, not a curated record
AUGGUUAAAAAUCAUUUUUAAUUAUAUAUAUGCGAUAAAAUGCGACAUUCAUACAGUUCCGCCAUCAGACCACGAGUUGAGCUUCAAAUCCACCAUCUCUACCUCCAUAUAUACUGACAACUCUUCUUCCCUUUUCUUUCAACCGCUGGAUUUUGCAAACCCUAGAAAUGGCAAAAGAUCCUGAACUCAAACUCGCUCAGAUGAAGGAAUUCAUUCAGCAGCUCGGAUCUUCCUUGGAGAAGUACGGAGAUCCAACACUAGAGAGGUUUUUGAUAGCAACAUCAAUGGAUCCAAACAAAGCAGCAAAGAUGUUUGUUUCAUGGCAAAAAUGGAGGACUUCUUUUGUUCCGUUAGGGUUCAUCCCUGAUUCUGAAGUUGUUCAACAAUUGGAACCUAGAAAAAUAUUUCUUCAGGGUUUGUGCAACAGUGGACAUCCUCUUAUGAUUCUUAAUGCUAGCAAGCAUUAUCCUGCUAAGGAUCAACAUCAAUUCAAGAAAUUUGUGGUUCAUGUUCUUGACAAAGGAAUUGCAAGUGGAAUCAGAGACAAUGAAAUUGGAAAUGAAAAGAUAGUUGUGAUCAUUGAUCUGCAUCAAAUAAGUUAUACGAAUGUUGAUGCUCAUGGAUUAAUCUCUGCGUUUCAAUUCCUACAGGCCUACUACCCGGAGCGAUUAGCAAAAUUAUACAUGUUAAAUAUGCCAUGGUUUUUGGUGAGUGUUUGGAAGAUGAUUUCAUAUUUCCUCGAGAAAGCAACAUUGGACAAGAUUGUGAUUGUGAAGAGUGAGGAAGAAAGAAAACGCUUCGUUACAGAAGUUGGGAAAGAAGCGCUACCAGAAGAAUUUGGUGGGGAUGCAAAGUUUGUCGCGCUUCAAGAUGUUGAAGCCCCACGGCUCGAGCGUUGAUUGACGUUUUACAUUUAAUGUCUUCCGAUUUCUGUUAACUUGGCUAUUAAUCUCGUAUUUAAAAUAAGUUACAUAAUUAAACAAGUUGAUUGGCGUUUUACAU